This is a messenger RNA of Boleophthalmus pectinirostris (great blue-spotted mudskipper), 1515 nucleotides long. It is a transcript of the gene pglyrp6, whose product is annotated as peptidoglycan recognition protein 6. The record is from RefSeq and is a predicted model, not a curated record. Gene Ontology annotation, molecular function: zinc ion binding; peptidoglycan binding; peptidoglycan immune receptor activity. The transcript has 4 exons. Lineage: Eukaryota; Metazoa; Chordata; Actinopteri; Gobiiformes; Gobiidae. Bases 94 to 1467 code for a protein of 457 amino acids. Gene Ontology annotation, biological process: defense response to Gram-positive bacterium; peptidoglycan catabolic process; detection of bacterium.
UGAUGAACUCUAUAUAUACCGCUCACACAACAUCGUUAGGCAUCAGGAGGCCGACACAGAGGUGAUUUGAGGAUAGGAGAAAAGUCAUAGAAGAUGGCGAACCAGUGGAGAUGCACCUUGGUACUUUUGGGAGUCCUACUUGUUUUGGGCAUAGAAGCCUCAUCCCGGCACAUGGAUGACUUCAUCAAGGCCCUGAAAGAGCUGGAGGACAGCAAUCCUGAUCUGAGGCCUGUAGAUUUACUGAGGGCCAUGCGUAAUGCAGCUGGCCUCUCUGACCCUUUGAUCCAGCACUACCUUGGAAAACCCACGUCUGCUUCUCCCCUCCACUCCAGUGUGUCUAAAUACCUGAUCUCCGCUCUUCAGUACAACAUCACUGACAACAAUCAAGAAGUUGGCGUUGUAUUCACUAGAGAUGGCACCACUGUGGCAUUACGGCCUCUUCUUCUGGGCAUUGAAGCUGGCUUUUUCCACAGACUUUGGUGGGAUGUCCAAAGCUCUUCUGUAACCACAGAAUCACCCCAAUAUGAAGAGCUAGGCCCUGAUGGUUGCUGGGACAACCUUACCAAUCCUCAAAGAUUCACUCUCACACACAAGCCAAAUUUGCUCACUACUGCCCAGGUCAACGGAGGAAUGGAUGGCGUCAUCUUGGCCCGUGAAGCGCUCAAAUCUCCAUCUCUUAAGCUCAGUGCUUUGUUGUCGCUGUACUAUAACCACCAGCUGGAUGAAAGAGGCUUGGACGCAGCACCACGCAUCAUCAGCCGGCGCCGCAGAGACAACUUCAAAGAGUUGAUGGAGAGCUCUGAGGGGAGCCUGGGUGUCCUGAGGAUGGAGGCAGUGACUACAGUUGACAUGCACAGAAGAAUGAAGGGGCAAAAGAGCAUGAACCUGCAGGAGAAGAAGCAAAUGAUGGCUGUGAUUAACAACAGGGUCAAGGAGCUACUGCAAACCUACGCCGACUGCGCUCCCAUUAUCAAGCGCUGCACAUGGGGCGCAGAGCCGUACAGGGGCACACCCACCUACCUGGGCCUGCCCCUGCGCUACCUGUACAUCCACCACACUGCCCAGCCCAGCCAGCCCUGCCUCACCUUCGACCAGUGCGCUGCAGACAUGAGGUCCAUGCAGCGCUACCACCAGAACACCAACGGCUGGGCUGACAUCGGAUACAGUUUCGUUGCUGGUUCUGACGGUAACCUCUAUGAAGGCCGUGGAUGGAACUGGAUGGGAGCGCACACUGCAGGACAAAACUCCAUUAGCUAUGGUGUUGCCUUCAUAGGAGACUACACCAGCGUCCUUCCCUCGGGACAGUCGUUGGAGCUGGUGAGGAAUAAGUUUACCACCUGCGCUGUGCGUUUGGGUAACCUUGUGUCCUCGUACAUUGUGCAUGGACACAGACAGGCGUCUGCAACCUCCUGCCCCGGAGACGCUCUCUACAGGCAGAUCCAGUCUUGGGAGCACUUUGGGUACUAAACCAUCCAAAAAAGAACAACACUUAAAUAAAACAUAAUGCAACAAAAA